AUGGUCGCCUCACACAUCCAUCCUCCACCCCCUCUUUCUCCUCCUCUUCCUCAUCUCGUCAUUGCCGGAUCCGCCGCUGUAGCACCGACCAUUGCUCUGCACGAAGCGCGUCUCCGAGAACAACAGCAACAGCAACAAGCUUCUUCGCGAUCGCUAGAAGAAGGUGUGGAACUCGACGACUUUGAAGAUUUACCCAUCGACAACGCAUACGAACACGGCAACGACAUCAUCAACAACAACGAUUCGACUUCGAUGCCCGGCAAAAAAGGCAAGAAGGCGACUUCUUCUUCCCUCGCGGAAUUGCCCAACGGCAGCACGACCAGCGUCAACAACACCAAGGACGAGAUGAAUGGCGGGGCCUUUCAUGAGCGGCGGAAACAUCCCAGCACGGUGGAGGUGGUGGAUGAUGAUUCGGCGGAUGCACGCGAUCGAUUGAUGGGACGGGACACCUUCUCCCUCGACCAGGCAGAUGGCGGCGAGGAGAGCAGUAAAGGCUUCUGGGAACUUCCCGAGCAGGAUCGAAGAAAUUUCUUGCUACUCGUCCUGCUGUAUUUCUUGCAGGGAAUCCCCAUGGGCCUGGCGGGCGGCAGUGUGCCCUUUCUGUUGAAGAGCCAUUUGAGUUAUAGUCAGAUUGGAGUCUAUUCCCUCGCCAGUUAUCCCUACUCGCUCAAGUUGCUGUGGAGUCCCAUCGUCGAUGCGUGGUGGAGUGCCAAGGUGGGGCGGAGGAAGAGUUGGAUCCUGCCCAUUCAGAUGUUGAGUGGGUUUGGGAUGUUGUGGUUGGGUGCCAGUGCGCAGCAGAUGAUGGAAAAGGCGGGCGAGGACAAUGGUGCCGGCAUCUGGGGAUUCACCGGCUGGUGGUUCGCUUUGGUCUUUAUGUGUGCGACGCAGGAUAUUGCCGUCGACGGAUGGGCAUUGACAUUACUCUCUCCCUCCAACCUUUCUUACGCCUCCACCGCCCAGACGGUCGGACUCACGGCCGGGCAAUUCUUGUCCUACACCGUCUUCCUCGCCUUCCAAUCCCCGGACUUCGCCAACAAAUACUUCCGCACCACUCCGCAAGAUGUCGGCUUGAUGACGUUGAAUUCCUAUSUGACCUUCUGGGGAUGGAUGUACAUAGCCGUGACGCUGGGGCUGGCGGUGAUGAAAAAGGAAAACUUCACGCGAGAAAAGGAAGGGGUGUGGGAAGUGUACAAGACCAUGGGCGGAAUCCUCAAGCUGCGCAACAUUCAAACCUUCAUCGUCAUCCAUCUCAUCGCCAAAAUCGGCUUCCAGGCCAACGACGCCGUCACCAACCUCAAACUCCUCGACAAAGGCUUCUCCCAGGAAGACCUCGCCCUGACCGUCCUCAUCGACUUUCCCUUUGAAAUCAUGCUGGGCUACUACGCCGGCAAGUGGAGUGAACAGUACAAACCCGUCCGCGUCUGGUGCUGGGCUUUUGUCGGAAGACUCAUCGCUGCCAUCACCGCCCAACUCGUGGUAACCUUCUUCCCGCCCUCGGGAACAACCACCUCCUACCUCCUCGUCAUCAUCGUACAGCACGUCUACUCCACCUUCACAAGCACCGUCAUGUUCGUCGCCAUUUCCGCCUUCCACGCCAAGAUUUCCGACCCGGCGAUCGGCGGAACCUACAUGACACUUCUCGCUACUGUCAGCAAUCUCGGUGGCACAUUCCCCCGCUUCUUCGUCCUCAAAUUCGUCGACAUCUUCACCAAAGCCACGUGCCAUCCAGCCGUGGACCCUUCCAAAACAAUCCUCUCCUCCCUCAAGGGAGACCUCAUCACGCAGGCUUUCAGCUGUGUGCAAGAAGCGGAGAAGCAUCGAUGCAUCAACGGUGGAGGCGCAUGUGUGAUUGAACGGGAUGGAUAUUACAUCGUCAAUAUCCUGUGUGUGGUGUUUGGCGUCGUGACGUUUUGGGGAUUCAUCAAACCUCGAGCACUGGGCUUGCAGGCGCUACCGAUGAGGGCGUGGAGGUUGAGUGCGUAG
This is a messenger RNA of Ramularia collo-cygni, 1983 nucleotides long. RefSeq names its product related to SD08430p. Bases 1 to 1983 code for a protein of 660 amino acids. The record is from RefSeq and is a predicted model, not a curated record. The transcript is spliced from 4 exons. Gene Ontology annotation, molecular function: acetyl-CoA transmembrane transporter activity. NCBI's taxonomy places the organism in Eukaryota, Fungi, Ascomycota, Dothideomycetes, Mycosphaerellales, Mycosphaerellaceae. Gene Ontology annotation, cellular component: membrane.